This is a messenger RNA of Trichomonas vaginalis G3, 960 nucleotides long. RefSeq names its product protein phosphatase 2A family, catalytic domain family. The record is from RefSeq and is a predicted model, not a curated record. Gene Ontology annotation, cellular component: nucleus; cytoplasm. Gene Ontology annotation, molecular function: protein serine/threonine phosphatase activity. Bases 1 to 960 code for a protein of 319 amino acids. Lineage: Eukaryota; Parabasalia; Trichomonadida; Trichomonadidae. The transcript has a single exon.
AUGGAAAACGGAAACUCGAACCCAAGACUUGAUAGGUUACUUAAGAAGCUUCAAGCAGCAGAGAGCUUACCAAAGGAUACACGCAUUAAGAUGGAUGUUAGUGAUUUAAAUUGGCUUUGUAAUGAGGCCAUUAAAGUUUUCAAGAGUGAACCAGUACUUUUGUCUCUUAAAUCACCAAUCACUGUAUGCGGCGAUAUCCAUGGUCAGUUCUAUGAUUUGCUCAAGUUCAUGAAGAUGGGUGGUCAGCCUCCAACAACGAAUUAUCUAUUUUUAGGUGAUUAUGUUGACCGUGGCAAAAAUUCAGUCGAAGUAUUUACAUACUUAUUAUGUCUCAAAAUCAAAUAUCCUAAUAACUUUUGGAUUUUAAGAGGAAAUCACGAAACUCGCGAUAUCUCAAGGUUAUAUGGAUUUUUCGCCGAAUGUUCACAAAAUUACAGCCCCGACUUAUGGUCAAAGUUCACAGACGUGUUUGAUUACAUACCUCUUGCAGCAGUUAUCAGCGAUAGAAUUUUCUGCGUUCACGGAGGUCUUUCACCAGAACUCCAAGAUCUUUCACAGAUAUCGAAGCUCCAGAGGCCAAUACGUAUUCCAGACCAAGGAUUACUUGCUGAUCUAGUUUGGGCUGAUCCAAGUAAUGAACACCUCGGCUGGAGGCCAUCUGAGAGAGGAAUAUCAUACUCUUUCGGCUCAGAUAUCGCAGAGAAGUUCUUAUCAAAGAAUGACUUCGAUUUAAUCUGCAGAGCUCAUCAAGUUGUCGACAGAGGUUAUGAAUUCCCAUUUACUCCGAAACAAUCCGUACUUACAGUCUUCUCAGCGCCUGAUUACUGCGAGGAAUUCAUGAACCGCGGUGCAAUGCUCAAAGUUGACCAAGAUUUACGCUGCACAUUCGAAUUUGUCGACCCACCAAAGAAGAAGAACGGCGCAGUUAGAAGACCACUUACUGCUUAUAUGCGCUACUAA